AAUUUAUGUAUUUGACGGCAGUCGGGGAGUACUAUUGUCAAAGUUUUAAGACUAAUAUCCACAAGUGGUCAAAAAUAUUUUCUCUGUGUGAUGUCAUGUAAGGAUAAAAAACUGUUGCUGGUGUUUUAGACAUUCUCUCAUCAUUAACCAAUCAAAUUUAAGGACAUAAAAUAGCCAAAUUGGUGAUUUUAACAUGUGAGUCAUGGUGCCACAGUAAGAAGUUGGUAAAUAAUUUGCAUGACAUUUUGUAUGUGUUCAUGCAAAUAUUAAAAUGGCGACAAUCACUAGAAAGGGAGAUGGAAACAACAGUUUCCUGAGGGCAGCGAGGGAUGGUAACCUAGAGGAUGUGUUGGAGUACCUGAAGGGCAGUACUGACAUCAAUACUAGCAACUCUAAUGGUUUGAAUGCUCUACACCUUACUUCAAAAGAAGGACAUAUAAAGAUUGUUGAAGAGCUGCUGAGUCGUGGAGCUAACAUAGAAGCUGCUACUAAGAAAGGAAACACAGCACUUCACAUUGCAUCUUUAGCAGGACACCUUAAUAUUGUCAGUUUAUUGGUAGAAAACAAAGCCAAGGUCAAUGUACAAGCUCAGUUUGGUUUCACACCACUGUAUAUGGCAGCACAAGAAGGCCAUUCAGAAGUUGUCAAAUAUCUCCUAUCAAAUGGAGCCAGCCAAGGAUUAGCCACACAGGAUUUAGAUGGUAGUACUGAGGAUGGAUUCACUCCCUUGGCUGUGGCUUUACAACAAGGAAAUGAGAGAGUAGUAUCAGUCUUGCUCGAGCAUGAUUCCAAGGGCAAGGUCAAAUUACCAGCUCUUCAUAUUGCUGCUAAGAAGGAUGACAUGAGAUCUGCCAACUUGCUGUUACAGAAUGAACAAAAUGAUGUUAAUGGAGAAACUAAGGAUGGAGGACUUGUCAAUGAUACCACCAAGAGUGGAUUUACACCUUUACAUAUUGCUGCUCACUAUGGCAACAUAAACGUAGCAACACUUUUGAUUUCUAAAGGUGCAGAUGUCAAUUUUAGAGCCAAGAACAACAUUACUCCACUCCAUGUAGCAUCCAGAUGGGGCAAGGACAAGAUGGUUACUUUACUGCUAGACAACAAAGCUGUUAUUGAUGAAAAAACUAGAGAUGGAUUAUCUCCCCUUCAUUGUUCAGCUAGAAGUGGACAUGAAAUGGUUGUGGAUACUUUACUGGAAAGAGGAGCACCGAAAUCUUCUACAACUAAGAAUGGGUUAACUCCCUUGCACAUGGCAGCACAAGGUGAUCACAUGGACUGUGCCAGACUACUGUUAUACCACAAAGCUCCAGUUGAUGAUGUCACUGUGGACUACCUGACACCACUACAUGUGGCUGGACACUGUGGUAAUGUAAAGACAGCCAAAUUACUUCUGGACAGGAAAUGUAACCCUAAUGCUAGAGCACUGAAUGGAUUCACACCACUACACAUUGCUUGUAAGAAGAACAGGAUCAAGGUUGUUGAACUUCUCCUGAAGUAUGGAGCAUCAAUACAAGCUACCACUGAGUCUGGACUAACACCUUUACAUGUGGCCUCCUUUAUGGGACAUAUGAAUAUUGUGAUUAGUCUGAUCCAAAACAACGCCAGUCCAGACCAUCCAACGGUCCGUGGAGAGACAUCAUUACAUCUAGCGGCCAGAGCUAACCAGACAGACAUCAUCAGAAUCUUACUCAGAAAUGGAGCCACUGUGGAUGCAAGAGCUAGAGAACAACAAACACCUCUCCAUAUAGCAGCCAGACUGGGUAAUGUUGACAAUGUGACUUUACUGUUACAACACGGAGCCAACGCUGACGCUGUCACCAAGGAUUUAUACACACCAUUACACAUUGCUGCUAAGGAAGGAAAUGAAGAAGUAGCUUCUGUUUUGUUGGAUCAUGGAGCGUCACAUGGACUUACUACUAAGAAAGGAUUCACUCCACUGCAUAUUGCAGCCAAAUAUGGAAAUAUUAAAGUUGCCAGUCUACUCCUACAAAAGGGAGCUAAUCCAGAUGUACAAGGAAAGAAUGGUCUGACCCCUCUACAUGUGGCUACACAUUACAAUCAUUCUAACGUAGCUUUUCUACUGUUGGACCACAAGGCAUCACCACAUUGUACAGCUAAGAAUGGCUAUACCCCUCUACACAUAGCUGCCAAGAAGAACCAGAUGGACAUAGCUACUACACUACUGGAGUUCAAUGCUGAUCCUAAUGCAGAAUCAAAGAAUGGUUUCUCACCUCUUCACUUAGCUGCACAAGAAGGUCACACAGACAUGGUAUCUCUUCUACUAGAACACAAAUCUAAUGUUGGUGCCAAAGCUCAUAAUGGAUUAACACCAAUGCAUCUUGCUGCUCAAGAAGACAAAGUCAAUGUUGCUGAAGUAUUGGUCAAGUAUGGCUCAGAAAUUGACCCACAAACUAAGGCUGGAUACACCCCUUUACACACCUCAUGUCACUUUGGACAGAUUAACAUGGUUCGCUUCCUCUUGGAACAUGAAGCUUCUGUCAGUGCUACCACCAAGCUUGGCUACACACCACUACACCAGGCAGCUCAACAAGGCCAUGUACAAGUUGUUAAUCUCUUGCUGAAAAACAAGGCUUCACCUAAUGCUGUUUCUAAUAAUGGACAAACAGCUCUUUCCAUUGCACAACGCCUUGGUUACAUAUCAGUUGUUGAUACUCUAGCUGGUGUUACAGAGGUAACAGAAACCAUUCCCACAGCCGAGGACAAAUACAAGGUCGUAUCUCCAGAGACCAUGCAGGAGACAUUACUAUCUGAUUCAGAAGAUGAAGGAGGAGAUGAUUUUCUGCCCCAAUCACCAUUAUUUGGGAAGCCUUUAUAUGAACAGCAUAUUAACUUGCCAUUUUACGAGGGCAAUCAAAUGCAGUCUAGAGAGGAUACUAUUUCGUUGGAAAGAGGUGAAAGUUCAUCACCAUUGGACACUUCCUAUGAAGGCAUGAAGGAGUUUCAGUUCCGACACCCUGUCACUGAUGAUCAGAGACGUAGAAUCAAGAGUGAAAUAAGCACAGCCAUGCGCUACCCAUCUUAUUUACAACGUGACCCUGAUUAUGAAGCAGAGAUGCAAUAUUUCCGUGGGGACACCUUGUCUCCCUCUUCCAGGGAGAAAGGGACGUCUAGAGGGGACAGCGUGUUUGGAGCCGAUUAUUCUACUCUAGAGAGAAUGGAUCAGAGUAACUCCCAAUCUGAUGUACAUAUCCGUUCUGUCGACGCCAGUACUAGUGAACUUGAUUUUACUGAUGAUUUCGAUGAUAGUAUGAAGAAGAGAGAAAGUGCUACCUUACCAUUCUCUGAAGAUUUCUAUCUGCGCAAGUCUGUCAGAGCAUACGGAAAAGAAGGUGUCAAGAUUUAUCCAGGCUCUGGAUACAAGUCCUACCCUGACAAACCUUCUUUGUCAAACGCUGUGUCCUAUAGUGUUGAGGGAAUAGAUUUAAACGAUCAGUUUAAGUUUCUCCCUGAUGAUUCAGUGGAAAGAAGGAAAGCCUCACAGGGUUCAUCUCAGGACUUUAUGGAGAGAGAAGUGAUGACUCAAUCAUUUGCUACAUACUCCCAGAGUGCACCAGAUACCCGACUGUCACCAGGAGCUCCUAAGAAGGACAUGAAGUGUAGUUCCUACAGUGGAUCGUCCUUUAACACAUCUUUUGACCCUGACAAUGUGGCUAUAGAGAGAACACCAACAUAUUCAGGCAAACUUAAAUGGAAAAGCUUCCUGAUCAGUUUUAUGGUGGAUGCCAGGGGUGGAGCCCUCCGUGGACGUCGCCACUCUGGAGUCAGGAUUAUUAUACCACCAAGGAAAGCUUCAAUGCCCACAAGAGUAACAUGUCGUCUCAUCACUAAAGAGAAACUCAACCAUCCACUGCCAUUAAAUGAAGGCGAGGCUUUGGCAUCCCGUAUCCUGGAAAUGGGACCAGUUGGAACCAAAUUCUUAGGAAAUAUAGUUCUAGAAGUACCACACUUUGCCUCCUUACGUGGCAAAGAAAGAGAAAUCAAGAUCUUAAGAAGUAACAAUGGUGAAAAGUGGGAUGAACACCCAAUUGUGGCCUCUGAUGAAGCUGUUAACAAGGCACUGGAACAAAGCAUGGAAGUUUCUGAUCUGGAACAAGAGGACGAGGCAACUGGAAAGAGAAUUACCAGAAUAUUGACAGAUGACCUUCCUCGGUAUUUUGCCUUGGUCACUAAGAUAAAGGAAGAGAAGCGACAUAUUGGUGGUGAAGGCGGUGUGAUCAGUUCUACUGUUGUACCACAAGUACAAGCAGUUUUCCCAGAAGGGGCAUUAACAAAGAAGAUUAAAGUUGGUCUGCAGGCACAGAGAAUAAAUCCAGAUCUUGUCGCUAAGAUGUUAGGGAAUCGUGUAGCUGUGAGUCCAAUCGUAACGGUGGAACCAAGACGACGUAAAUUUCACAAGGACAUUAUCCUGACAAUACCUGUUCCCAAGGCUGCUCAGAAAGGCAUGAUAAACCAGUACAGUUCUGAAGCUCCGACUCUCAGAGUACUCUACAGCAUAGCAGGCUCCAACCAUUCCUUAAACAGAGAGGGAACUGAUGUUUCUGUAUGGGAGGACUACACUAAAGCUGCUAACAUUAAGUUUUCAGAAGACUGUGUCUCCAUUACCACUAGUGUGUCUGGAAGGUUUUGGCUAAUGGACUGUCAAAACAUUGCUGACGCCCCAAGAAUGGGAACAGAAUUAUACCAUGAAGCUAUUACUAUACCAUACAUGGCCAGAUUUGUUUGUUUUGCUAAACGUACAGGAGAAGAGGAAGGAAAGCUACGCAUGUUUUGUAUGACAGAUGACAGACUUGAUAAAACUUUGGAAAAACAGGAACAUUUCGUAGAAGUGGCUAGAAGUAGAGAUGUAGAGGUAAUUGAUGGAAGACCACAGUUUGUAGAAAUGGCAGGAAAUUUAAUCCCCAUCACCAAGUCAGGUGAUCAGCUCUACAUCAAUUUUAAAGCUUUUCGUGAAAACAGGCUGCCAUGUACUUUAAGAAUACGAGACCUAGAUCAAGAUCCUGCCGCUAGAGUUGCCUUUAUGAAGGAACCUAAAGUUGCCAGAGGAGAAGUACCCCAGACUCCAAUUUGUAAUCUCAAUGUUUCGCUGCCAGAUAUGUCUACAUCGUCCUCCAUGGAAAUGGAUGGAGAGGCAGUUCGAGAACUUAGAAACAGAACUUCAAUUAUCAAAGAACAUGGCAUUGUUGUUCAAGACCGAGUACAACAGGCCAACAUCAGACUGACAGAUGUAGCAGAUACACUCAAGGGAGAUUGGGUCAUGUUAGCUCAACAGUUAGAUGUUUCAUCAUCAGAAAUUAAUGACAUUAACAACCAAUACAAAACUGUUAAUGACCAAGCUCUUGCCAUGCUACAGCUCUGGGUGGAUAAAGAUACUGAACCAAACAAAGGUCAAGCCUUAGAAAGAGCUCUUAUAAAGAUAAACAGAGAAGAUGUUGUCAAGAAAUGUAUAUAUAAUGUAGAAAAUGUUGAGGAUGAGAUGGAGGCAGCUGCUGCUAGAGUUGCUAUGGACCAAUCAGGUUUUGACACUUUCACAGAAGAGGUUGGAAUAUCUAGAGAAGAUUCAAUGAAGCGUAACAUGUCAUUAGAUGUACAGUUUGAUGAACAAGAUAUGGUUAAGGAAUCUGAAUCUGUAGUAGAAUCUCCAAGUUCUGAUGACAAGCAAGCUCCUCAGGCUUUAGAAGAAGAAACAGAAACAAGGGAAGAUGAAUUUGUGGUCAGAGUUGAUGAACGACGGCCACAAGCAAAGGAAGAAGUUAAAGUAGAAAAGCAAGAUGAAGACUUCUUCGAUUUAAUUGAUCAACUUGAUAAAUAUAGCGAGUCUAAACAACCUGAAACAGUAAACAGAGAAGAUAUUGAUGACAAGCCAACAGUAACCGAGGAUGAAAUUGUUCAUACUAAACAUGAACGUCUGUCACCAGAAGAGAUAAUAUCCAUUGUACAAUCUAUUGAUCAGCAAGCUGCUCCCCCUUCACAAAAACAACAACAGCAAGAGAGAGAAUCACGGGAUGAUGAAAUGGUAGUUACAGUUGAUCAACGUAGACCACAAGCUAAAAAGGAAGUUCAAGUUCAAAAACGAGAUGAAGACUUUCUGGAUUUAAUUGGACAGCUUGACAAAUUUUCUGAUUCAAAACAUCAACCAGAAAAAGAGAGAAAAGAUGAAGUUCAGCCUGAUUUGAAUGAAGAGGAGAUUGUUACAACAAAGAAUUCCCGUGCGAGCUCUCAGGAGAUUGUUAUAGACAUGGUUGAGGCUAUGGAACAGUUAUCAAUACCUCAAACACAAAAAAUCAAAGAGAGCGUAGAAGAUGAAGAAGGCUUGCACACCCCACCUCCCAGCCCCGUUGAGAAAGAUACAUAUGAAGAAGAAAAUCAGUCUGAAGAAGAAGAAUGUGAGGAAAUAACAGAAAUUGUAGAGACUUUCACUGAAUGUCUUGACGGGAAAACUGUGAGAACAAUAAGAAAAACCACCACCAUUAAUUCUCAGGGUACAACCAUUAGAACUGAAAUACUAAAAGAAGAAACCCGUGAAACCUCUCUGGACACCCUUGCUGCUCGUCUGUCUGUUGGUGACGGAACAUCAGAUUCCCAGACAGGAGAUGAAACUGGUGUCCUUCCAGAAACUGAAAUCAGAGAGAAAAUUGUACAAGUAGAAACUGAAACUCUUCAAUCAGCAGCUCCAACUAUUGGAGGAGUUGACUAUGACACACGUCAAAAACUAACUGGUACAGCGUCUGUUCAACAUGAACAAUAUAAAGCAGGACAAGUUGAACCAGACAUGGCACAAAUAGUUGAAAGUCUGAGAGAGGAUUUAAUGCCAGAGGGACAUGAUGUAACUCGUAAAAGAAAAAUGACCACAUCUUCAUCUUCAUCUUCCGAUUAUGAAUCUGAUAAAGAGGUUGAAGGAAUACCACAAGAAACAAAGAAAGUUUCUAUUACUGAAAAUGAAGAGAUCAAGGCUGAAACUUUAGGAGAUGGUGGUAAACCGAAACUGGAAACAAACGUAAGGGAGACAAUUGAUGAAGAAAAAAGAAAAAGUUCUUCUAGUUCUAGUUCAAGCUCAGAAGAUGAAAUUAAUAGCAAAGUAAGACCUCCACCUAGUACAGUAGAAAUUGAGGAGGUAAACAAGGAAAUUAAGGAGCAACCAGCAGACACCAUUAGCAAUCAGCAGCUACCAGUUAAACAGAUAGAGAUUACACAGGAAGUCAAAUCUAGAUCAUCAUCAAGCAGUUCUUCUGCAUCUGAAAAAAGUUUAGAAAAGGGUGAAGUUGAAAAAGAGGCUACUAAAUCUGCUGGAGAACAGAUUCCUCAAACUGAACAAGUUGAAAUAACAGAAGAAAACAAGAAAGUUGUUGAGAAGGUUAAACCAAGGUCAUCAUCAUCUACUAGUUCAUCAGCUUCAGAGAAGGAUGUUAAAAGGGGAGAAGAAACUGUUGAGAUGGAGAAACAAGAGGUUAUAAAAGGUAAUAAGAUUCCACCUGCUAAGCAAACUGAAGGAAAGAAAGAAGUCAUACAGGAGGUCAGAACUAGAUCUGGAUCAUCGUCAAGUAGUUCAUCUGGGGGUCAAGAUACUGAAAGGAAAGAGGACACAAAAGAUGUUUUAGAGGCUACCGAACAGCAGACUGUGUUUGAAAGAGAUGACAUACCUGCUUCUAAACAUGUUGAAAUAUCUGAGGAAAAAAGAGAGCUUAUUGCUGAUGUGAGACCAGACAGGACAAGGUCAACAUCAUCAUCUUCUUCAAGGUCAUCAGUCUCUGACAAGGAAAUUGACAGACAAGAGCAAACUAUUGAUGUGCAAGAAAAGGUAGUUGAAGUAAGGAAACAACCUGGAAACCAAGUACCUUCCACCAAGCAAACAUCUGACCAAUCAGAUAGGGAGAUAAAACCUAGGUCAUCAUCUUCAUCUUCUAGUUCAUCUAGUGAAGAUGAGAAGAUCGAUGUUAAAAAAGAUGUGAUAGAAGUUACCAAAACAGAAGUUGUUACAAGCCAAAUACCACCAUCUAUACAAUCUGAGGGGAUGGUUGGAUCCAUUUCGCCAUCUAGUUCUGAUGACGAGGAUUCACGACCUGGAUGUGAAGUCAAUAUUACUCAGACUACUGUCAUUAAAAUAAAAGAGGAAAGACCAAAGACAACAGUUCAAGAAAUUGAAGAAGAGGAUCAAAGAAUAGAAAAACAUCCACGAUCUAGGUCAUCAAGCUCAUCUAGUUCAGGUCCUAAAUCACCUAAGAGAAAAGGAAGUUCUGGUUCGGAGGGUGGGGGUUACAGUUCUGGAUCAUCUAGCGAAGGUCAAGAUAGUAGCUCUAGAGUGUUAUCACAGGUCGAACGUCAAGAACGAUUUGAAAUGGUAGAGAAGAAAAUAUUGCUUAGUAGAGAUGGAAUAAGCACUGUAGAAACCGAAACAGAAGCUGACCAUUUGAUGUUAGAUGAAAAUUACCAAAUAGACCAAGAUGAGGAAUACUAUUCUGGACCUGACGAGAUCGUAACAAAAACAUGGAAAAUUGAUGAUGACGGAGAAAUAAUAAAGGAUAAAUAUCCUCUUGUAGAGGUCAAAGGUAAAAACAGACGAACAGAAUCUGUUUCCUCUUCCUCUUCAUCAUCAUCAUCUUCAUCAACAGAGAAUGGGAAGGACAUGUUUGUACAGUGUGAACGUGGAGAGGAUUUUGAAACCAUAACAAAACAAAGCUACUCUUCAAAAGAUAUACCCAUCAAUUUCCCAGAUACAGAUGUAUGGGGCUUUGGAGAAACUCAGCCUGUCAUAGAGGAGGACUUUGAGGACACUCAGUCUGCUAGAGAGGAGGUUUUUGAUACUCAGUGUGACAGAGGGGAAGAUUUUGAGUUUGAAAUCAAGGCAACACUUCCUAAGUUUAAACCAGAAUCCACUGGAAGUUCAAGGUCAAUUUUUUCCUCGUCAAUGUCUGAAUCAAGUAUGGGUGGUACAGAUGUUGUAGAGGAGAUAUAUGAUUUAGCAAGGCAGGUAGAGAGGGAAGAACAGUAUGAAAUAACAUCACGAUCUGUCUUGUUCGCCAAAGAUGAUAUAGAACCAGUAUUUGAUGCUAAUUUAUCUGGUGGACAAAGCAUGUAUGAAGAAACUUUACCUGAUGGCACUGUGGUUAGACACACUAAGAUGCACACGAUACAGCACCCAUCAGUUUCUGGGGAUAUUGAAUUAGUGGAGGAAGAAGGGCCAGAGAGAGAAGUUGUCGAUUAUGAUGAAGAUGAAAAUAUUUUGCCUGACGGGACUGUUCAUAGAGUGACGAAAAUUAGAAGACAUUCUCUUAAACAUAUCCAUCGCAGUGUCAAAUCAGAAGAUGAUGAAAAGGAGAUUUUUGAAGGAGAAGUUGAGGUUCCUGGCAGUACUAGAGAAGAAAUUGUAGAAGUAUAUGAAGAUCCACCAAGAUUUGUAAAGGACGUGGAAGAAGUAGAGGUACGCCAACCAGAUGGCUCAAUUAUCAAACGUAAAGUGACCAGUGGUCGUGUGGUACACAAGAUUAAAACUCGCUCAUUAUCCAUUGAUGAAUCAGGCAAUGUAGAAGAACAAGAAUACUCUGUAGAUGAGGUGGUGCCGAUGACAGAAACAGCCUUUGCCGAGGGUGUAUCAAGUAGUAGUAGUAGUGAUACAGUGUCAAGCGACUCAGAAGACGAUGAGGCCCAACACGUCAGGGCUAACCCAAGCUUUAUGAAGGAAAACAGAAUGCAUGUACAUUUCAGAUCAGAUGAACCUGACUAUGAAGGAGAUGACUUUUUACCAGAGCAAGAAUUUCAUGAGUGUGAUGAAAGUGGUUUCGCCAAAAGGGACAUAACUAAGAUCAGCUAUGAGCCUCGCCUUGAGGAUGAGGAAUCUUCAUCAUUUGAGGAAUAUGACGAAGAAUCAGAGUUCUCAACCACCUCCAAUGAAUUAAAUAUUCAAGAACCUUUUGAAUCUGACACAUCACAAAAUGUGGCUUCACAGUCACAAGACGCCACAUAUAUUCCACCUAUACAUCAACAAAUGGAAAGUCUUCAAAGAUCGGAAGGCAGAAAUGUAUUUUCUAGUUAUGAAAAUGUUUAUGACGGAGUUCCUCUUGACCCAAAAAUCAAUCGAAUGUCAGCAGACGCUAGCGAAUUAGAUAUAGGAGACAGGUUUGAUACAAAACAGAAUGAACAACUGCACGCCUCAGAUAGGUCAUCAAGCUACGAAAAAAUUUACGAACAAGAAUCAAGGGAGAUAAUAGCAGCCUUAGAGGAGGAUAAAUCUUCUGUUUCCUCCUCUCACUCUGAGGUGGCUGAUGACGGACAAGAUGCCAAGUUGGUUGAUGUGACAGAAGAAAAAGUUGUGGAUACUGACAUAGAGGAACAGUUGUCUCCCCUUGCCCCUCAAACUUCAGACAAACCCACUUUUUCCUUCUCUGAAUCACCUGUUGAUUCUGUUUCUCCUACUUAUAUCCAAGAGGAACUACCUGUCUCACCUGUACAAGACUCCUUACCUGUAACGGGGAAUAUAUCUGUUGGCGUGUCUCCAUCAGAAUUUAUAAUGGAAGAAGAUGAGAAUCUAGAGCCAGACCAAAGACACUUUAAAACAAUAGAACAACCGAUGAAAGACACAAAAGAUGAAAGUGAAGAGAAAGAAAGAAGGAUGAAAACACAAAUAACAUGUACUGAAGAGAAAGAGGAGAGGACGGAAACACAAAUAAUAUGUACUGAGAUUAAAUCAAAAGACAUCUGUAGAUCAAAGGAAGUUAUAAUGAAACAGGACAGUAUGUUUUCAGAUUCAUUUGAUGAACCAGUAUCAGAUGAUAGAAAAGGUCAGCUUAAUGAUAUGGCAUUUGAAAAUUAUGCAUUCAGUGAAGAAGACACAGAAUUAGAACAAAUAACUAAACAGCCCCCUUCUAAGGGAUCUGGUAGAGAAAUUUCACCAGAAGACCUUAGAGAAUCAUUUAAUGAGUUCAGCUUUAAUGAAAAUCAGUUAACAGAACUUAAAGCUGACCUGAGGAAAACUGGACAACAAGGUGUGUAUGAAGCCAAGAAAGACGAGUAUGCCCAAACUCAUAGGACACCUAGUAAUGAUAGCUAUAAGAUAGAACCGGCUCUGAAUGAGGCAGACGAGGAUGAAAUGUUAGAUGAAGCUGCAGGUGGUUACUUUGCUCCACAAGACAAUCAACUUCCCUUGUUGACCCCAUCUGAUACCAGUACGGAUAGUUCUGUUGGUGUGUAUGAUGAGACAACAGGAACAUUUACAAGAGAGCCGUGGGAAGUAGCUCAACAAUUCAAACGACAAUUCUCUGAUCCAUUUAAAGAACAAGAAGAUGAGCCCUCCUCAUCACAAAUACAAACAGCUCAAUCAAUAGACAUGGGCAGCUUCUAUAGACAAGAAAGAAUAGACAUAUCAGGGAUAUCAGAGUACACAGGAAGUAACGAAACAAUCUGUGAUUCAUAUCGUAAGUUAUCACAAAUAUUCCAUAGUGAACCACAUGACCAGAUAUCAGAAACACAUGACAAAACUGUAAUCUCAAGUAUUCUGGAAAGUAGGAAGUAUGAGUUAGAGAUGCUGCAGAGAUCUGAAACAGAAGCUGAAGUAGAAUCGGCAGAGGUUGCUGUUCAGUUCCCAGAAUCCUUUGUUCUCAACAUGCCUGGUGCAGAAAAAAGAGGUGCAUCAACCGAAUGUUUGAUAUCAGAUGUACUUUAUGGGAGAACUGAUGAUGUUUCUGGUGAAGAUCUGUUUGCACGGGAAGAUGUAACCACUGACACUUCUCUGACUCCCGUGACAGAAAAUGUACCGUUAGAAACAGAGGUUGUGAGUAGAAUAUCACGGAUUGCUCAGGAGGAGUUAUUACAGGAAUCUUCUGAUGAACGUGACAGAUCAAUAUCUCCAUCUAUUGACAGUGAUGAUUUGCAAGAUGAAUGUACACUUCAGGAACGACCUACAAAUUUUGCAUCUGGAAAAUUCCCCAUGGGUUUAACCCAUUUUGGCAAAAAUCUUGCAGACAAUGAGAUUUAUGAGUCUUCAGAAACAGGUGGUGAUACAACAGAAGAGAAAUUAUCUCCCAUUGAAGAAACACCAACUGAUGAAUUCCCAGAGGAACUGGAGGAACAGGAUGAAAGUCAGAUACCUAUAACAGAAAAACGAGUUACAUUCCAAUCUGACACUCAACAUUUACAGUCAUUGUCUAGUGAGGAAUUAAUCAAGACAUCUACCUCGUCAUCAGAAAUGGAACCAACUCUGUUGGCAGCUUCAUAUGAUUUAGAAUCUGGUCACGUUUCCAGAGUAGUAGCCACCUAUGAUGUGUCCCCUGAUUCUGUGGAGAAGCAGUUUCCAGUCCCAGCCAUGACUAAAGCCAUAUUAUCCAGUCCUGAAGAUGAUGUCUUUGAAGAGGAAUCACAAAGUGAUGUGGCAAGCCCAAACUUGUUAGUAGUAUCACCUAGAGGGAAGCAACAACCACUUCAAGUAUCAAGUUCUACUGAGUCAUAUGUCCCGUCACCUCCUGCUCCUACACCAAAAGAUGCUACAAAUGGACAUGAUAUACAGCCAGACCUAGAGGGAGCAGCCAUCAAGCUUCAAGAUACAUUUGCUGAGCAGGAAACGGAAGCUCAGUCAAAAUCAGAAACAGCGGCAGUGACAGAACAAGAAAUCGUUCAGAUUGAUACGGUGGAACAAGAAUUAUUUGAGGAACCCAGUUCUCCAUUUGAACUGGUAUUAGAUACAGAUUUAGAAGGUUUUAAAGACUACAUGGAAGAGUAUGAAAAGGUACAAAUGCUUAGGUCAACAGAAUCAAUGGCAACAUCUAGUAGUUUUACAGAUGUUGGAGAAAUGGACAAAUCAGCACAAUCACUAGAGAUCAUUAGUCCCUUGUGUUCCACUAGAGGGGAAGCAACUCCAGCUCAAUCCUACGACAAAAGUGAAUCAUCAUUUGAACAUUCCUCACCAAUCAGCAGUGAAGCCAGUGAGAAAGGCAUAGGAUCCCCAUUUGAUAUUCCCCUGAUGGCAGAGUUUUCUAAUCUUUUACCAGAUCUUACAGAAACACCUGCUUUAGUCAAUGAAGAACAAACACAAGAAAGGGUAGAGAAAGUUCAGCUUCCUAAUGGUCCUACCGAAGUAGAAUACAGCCCUACUAUAGAUUUAGAUUACAGCUAUGGUGGGGAAGCCUCGGCUAGUCAAACAGAGGAAGUUCAACAAAUUCAACCAAUGUCACCAACACUAGUACAGCAAACUGAAUCGAAUGUCCAGGAAGAAUCUGUUAUACAGGAGGCAGAAAGUCCACAAAAUGUUGACAUUCCUCCCAGGGAAAAUGUAAUGAUUGAAUCUAAUACAGAAGGAAUGAUGGAGUCGAUACCAGGACAGGAUCGAUUACUAAUGUCAGAUCAAACAUUGUAUGGAUAUGACAUGCCGUCAGAGGAAAGUGGUCUGCAUUCUUUAUCAACAUCACUCCUUGAAACAUCAGUAAAACAUGAUACUGAAGCAGACUUGGAUUCUGUUAGCUGCUCUGUAGGUUUGAUAUCCCAAGGUGAUGAGGAAGCCUCUGAUCAAAGUGAAAGUAGAGAUUUCACCAUGAGAACAACUGAUCAAAGUGAAAGUAGAGAUGUCACCAUGAGAACAAUUGAUAAAAUUACAAUGGAAUUAGUACUAACAGAACAGACUCAGACUGAGACAGAAGGACAGUAUGCUAGAAGUCCUGGUGAAGUUUAUCCAGGCAAAAGAGCAUUGCAGUUGUCUGACAUAGAACAACAAAGAAGUCUGGAAAAGGAAGCUGAGAUGGAAAUCUUAGUUAGAUCUUCAGAAGAUUUAGAGGACUUAUUAAAUGACAAAACAGUUGACCCAGAUCUAGAUGAGGAAAUUGCUGAAAUAUCAAAGCAUUAUGAAGAUCAAGAGAUGCCUGUAGCUAUAUGUAAGACAGAUGAGUUAGGAGCCACAUGUAUGUUGGAUGAAGGAGAUCUUGAGGUCAAGUCUAUGGAUGAUCUUCAGAGGCCAGUAUCAAGUGAAUCCUACUUCUCACAGUUAGAUUUUGCUGAAGGAGAUGAUGAUGAGUGCCAGGAAUUGUUUGAUUUAAGGAUAGAUUCUGCUGAUUUGGAUAGGCCAGUAACUCCCACACCAGUCGAUCAGAAACAACAUACUUUCCAUGAUGAGGGAGACAAUGAACAGGAGGAUGAUGAAGAAAUUGAGGAGGCUGCUGAAGAACUGGUAGAUUCUGUAAUACACGAAGCAUAUAGUCGUGUUCAUAGGGACGAGAACUCUAACAGCUCAGAAGUAGUGGAUGAACAGAUGGUAAAGUCAGUAGAAUCACUGGAGGAAAAAGAUGAAGUGCCAAAUCUUACUCCUGUACAAGUUACUGUUACUGGUCCAAGAUUGAUUCGGCAGCUAUCAGAGGAUAUACCAGAAAUAACAAUCACACAGCAUUUACAUGAUGAGGAGAGCUCAGAUGAAGAAAAAUACUUAUCUUGUUACAAAACCGAACCAGAAGUACAAACUGAAAGUAGAGAAGAAACAGAAAGUAAGCAUUUUGUUGAAGAAGAGGAACUAAUAUCUGCAAGCCAAUCACAACAAAUAAUGGCUGAGAUUCAUGGGCAAGGAAUUACUGCCACUUGUAUCCCUGAAGAAGAUGAGGAAGUGGAAGAAGAAAUUUUACCUCAAGCUGUACAGUCUGUUGCAUCACGGAGACCAGACAGGGACUUUACUGAUUUUGGACCCACAUGUAUACCCGAGGAGGAAGACAUUGAAGAAGAUGACAUGAAAGUUGAAACAGUAUCAAAGUCAUCAGCUACUAGACCCUUACAAGUAUUCCCAUACCCUGGAGUUGAUUUGAUUGAUUCAAAGAAAGUCACUACAACAAAACAAACCAGUUCAUCAGAGUUUGAUUCUAAACAUUAUCAGGAGUCAAGCAGUUCCUAUAGUUACUCUGAAACCAGGCAAACCACACAUAUAGAAACUUCAGUGACAUCAUCAAUGUCACAUGAUCUUGUGUCAUUAGAACUGAGUAUUAAUCAAGGUGACAAAGGUCAUGAAGAUAUUGACUCAGAAUCUCUUGAAGACUAUAAAGAAGAAAAACCUGAAGAUGAAGAUAAUGACCAAACAGAACCAAAUUCAGAAGAUCAUUUUUUUGAGUUAGCCUCUGGUAUUGAUACACUCACUGAUAGAAUAGAUUCCAAAACAGAACUGACUGAAUCAAAACCAGAGGACAUUGGUGCUGAAACUCCUACCGAUAACGAAUUCAAAAGUAUUGUACCUGAUGAACCUAUAAUUGAAUUACAUGACACUAGUUUCCAUGACGAUGCAGGAGACUCUUCAAGUAUUGACAGUUUUACAACGGUUGUAGCUGCUGAGGAGCAAGAGGACGACGAUGAAAAAGCAGAUAAACGAAUGGAUGAUUUUAGUUCUAUGACAUCAUCUUUUCAUUCUGAUAUUCAAGGACCUGAAGAUGAAAUACAUGAAGUAUCAGGUCCAUUAGUUGACUGGGGACAGGAACCUUUAUUUGACCUUGAAAGUGGAGCUUUUCCUGUGGAGGAAAAACCAGUGACUGCCAGCAAGAUGAUUCCUAUUACUGUUAAACAUGAAAAAACAACUGAUGAUAUAAAAAAGAAAAAACAAGAACAGGAAGAAAAAUCAAAAAUUGAGACAGAAGCCUUAAAACGGAAAUUGUUGGAAUUAGAAGUAAAACAUGAGCAACUUAUACAAGAAGAAAAGGAGGAUGAGGACUAUGGAGAGGGACCUUUGAUAGAGUGGGGUCCACGAGAGGAAGAUGGAAGUGAAUCUUCAUUUGAAAGUGAUAGAUAUGAGUACAUAGAUAAAACAGCAUUAUCAAUCAUAACAGAAUUAUCAGAGGAAGAUAAGUUUGAGAUGAUAGACAAGGAUGACAUGAUGUCAGAAUCUUUAUCAGAUCGACCUUACAGUUCACCAGAAUAUCCUCCACCUAGUCCGGGCAACUUCAAAAGUAAGAGUGGGGAGAAAGAUGAUAUAUCUAUUACUUCAUCACUGUUGGAAUUUGAAAGGCUAGAACAAGAGAUUGAACAGGGUGCAUCUCGUGGUUCUAUAGAAACAGACAAAGACAGUCAAAAAGGAUCCGGGGAUGAUCGACUUAGAGAUGAUAUUUCCAUCACCUCUUCUGUAGCUGAGUUUGAACGAUUUGAGCGAGAAGUUUGUCAGUCUAGCUCUACAAGCUCAGUUGAAAAAAUACCUUCAUCUGACAGUAAAAGUAGUGACAUCGAAGGAUCAAGAUCUUCUCUAGCUGAAGUGGAAAAGUUAGACCAAACAAUUGAAGAGAGACGCAUAUCUGUAGAAAGUUACAAACAGAGGAGUGAGACUUCUUCAAUGGCUUCACUAAUUGAGUUUGAAAAAAUAGAACAAGAACUCCUAUUAGCUGAAGAACUUGAGGCUGAAGCACAAAAGAUUGUUUCAAUAUUGGAGGCAGGGACUUUAUUAUCCAAACAGCAAUACGAAAGUCAGACUGACAGCAUAUCAGAAGAGAAAACCUUAAUCAAAGAUAGGGAUAUUGAUAAUGAUUCUAUUGAUGGCAAAGAUGAAUUAGAAGAUUCUCUUGGAGACAAAAAAUCACAGAAAGAUAAAAGUCUGGAAGAUGAUGAAGAUUCAUUGGAUGGUGAAUCAGACAUAACCUCUAUGACCUCUAGUGUAGUAAUGGUGGGAGGAGACUUGAUGUCAACAUCAAACAUUUCUCAGGCAUCACAGACGUCACAAAAAUCAUCAAAAAGCUCAUCAAAAGAAUCAGAUUCCUUACGUGAUGAUUCUCUGAUGAAAAUAUCAACUGAUUCUUUAGGAGAACAGUUUGGUUUCAAACCUCACAAAGAUAAAUAUGAUAACGACUCUUUGCUUGAUAUGGAAGGGGUCAUGGAAAGGUCAACUGACUCGCUGGAAAAUGAGCAAAAGGUUGAAACUGAUUCACUUCAAGGUCAUGAAGAUGUCAUGCAGACAUCUGGUGAUUCAUUAGAAGAGCAGCUAACUGGCUCAGACAAACAGGAAAGUAUUAUGGAAUCUUCCUUCUACAGUAUUACAAGUUCAAACUUCUCAAGGUCAUCAGCUGACACAAUGAGGUCAGCAGGGUCAAAAAGUGACUCAAGUACUGAUAUAAUGCAGGUUUCAAAAGAAUCAAUGGAAGAUAGGAAGAAACGAGAGAAAAAUUGGUUAAUAGAUAAUUACCAUAGCUAUAAAACAACAGGUAUUGGUAGUCCUUUUAUAGAUUACCAAGGCAACGUAGAACCUGAACUCACAAGUUUUCACAUAGAAGAUAAUUAUGAAUUCUCAUCAAAACAAUCUGAUUGUAGUGAGGAUACCCCAAUCACACCAAAACCAUUUACCUGGGGACCUUACGAAGAGAGAAAGAGAAUUUACACCAUGGCAGAAUGGGAAGCCAUGAAGGAAGAAAAGAGAAGAGCUUCGAUAACACCAAAACUGGAGAAAGAUGAUGAUGACGAUGAUGAUAAUGACACUGAAACUGAUACCAAAGAUAAAACUACCACUGUGAUACUCUCAAAAAAAUCCUCUAGCCAAACUGUUACUUCUUAUUCCUCUUCCUCCUCUCACCAAACGUGGUCUACUGACAGUACUAACAAAGACCUAGGAGAGGCGUUUGAAAGAGAAAAGGAUUCUUCAGAAAUUCCUAUACAAAUCAAAGCACGACUACACUCUAUAGAUGAUGACGAUGGCACUGCUGAGUAUGAUAUAACAGAACAUCCGGAGUUAUUACAGGGCAUACCAGAACAUUUGGCCCAGAAAAGUGGACCUGAUAUGACAGAAUUUAAAGACAAGCCAGAUGAUGACCAAUCAGAAGGAGCUGAAGGAGGAGAGGUGCAAAAAGCCAGAAUGGUGAUGACAAAACAGAUUCAUACAACCACUGUACUAAAAGAUGGACAAGAACAGACCACUGUACACGAGGAAACAAACGUACAAGAAGACGACACUCCUGAUGUCUUACGCGAGAGCAUGCAAGGGAUUAUUGACCAGUUUAUGGAACAGCCACCAAAACAGGAAAAACCAACAUCACAUGAAACUGAAAUCUAAUGAACUCAUACCAAAGUCUGAUUCACCGAGAUUUGCUUUUAACUUUGACACCCAAUAAGGGAUCGUAUUACAUUUUAUCUUUUUGUUUUUUCAUCCAAAUGUUGAGAAACAAUUUAUCAUUUAAUCACACAAAGAUAUACUAGAAACUCAUUUACACAAAUUGCUUCAUAAAGGAUUUAUAAACAGUAAAAGUUGGGAUGCUUAAUCAUUGUAAUCAUUGUAAUCAGUGUUUAGACGGGCAUAAUCAGUAAAAUCAUUCUCUUGUGUCAAAUAUAUACCACUCUCCUGAUUUGUAAAUGUAUUUGCAUGUCAAAUAUAGAUCUGAAUUUUUAUUGUCAUAUAUUUAAAAUUCAUUAGAGGGUAUACAACUAUUCAUUGUAUUGAGGUGCUGUAUUAAUGAUAGCUUAGAGAUGUUAAUUUGGAAACGUGCAUGUCAUAAAUAUUUCUAAAAAGUAGGUGUGUGUGUGCACUUUGAAUUGACCAAUAGAUAUCAUAGUUAUAAAUGGAGGUUGUAUUCCCUCAACUUUCGCUUUUGUUAUUAUUAGUAUGUAAUGUUUUAGCAUAGAUUAUUAUUAUUAGUAAUGUUAAUUUUAUAAAAAAUCAUGUAAACUAUUACAUAUUUUUAUUGCCUUAACUUUUAGCUAUGUUAUUUGUUUUGCUUAACAUAAGAUUGAUUAUCAAUCAAACAGGUCUUUCGAGUUAAGCUACAUGUAUUAAGAAAAUAAUUAACCAGUCAGAAAUUCACACGCAUUUGAUAGUUCUUGCCAUUUAAAGCUUUUGUAUUUGCCUAACCAGACUGUCUUGUUUUCAGCUAUUUAGUAAAACAUAGUUCAAUGCAAAGCACUCAUAGCAAUACUCCUUCUGUUUCGUAGUUCUAUUUUUUUUUUGUUAUUUUGCUUUUUUAUACAAAAUGAAGGUUAUAUUAGAUGAAGAUUGCAUUUUGAUUUCUCAAAAGGAAAAUCUGUCUGGCAUUAAGUUUGAAAUAAUCCAUAGCUUUUUUGCUAUUUGUCUUUUCAUUGAAUUUGAAGAAUCAAAAUAAGAUCCAUCAGAAAUGUUGUUUUGUAAAACUGAAUCGUGAUUGGUGAAUUAUUGUUUAAAUAAAUAGCUUAAAAGUGUUA
Messenger RNA from Mytilus trossulus (common blue mussel), 19110 nucleotides. Its product is annotated as ankyrin-2-like. The coding region runs from base 272 to 17992 and encodes 5906 amino acids. Gene Ontology annotation, biological process: signal transduction. The transcript has 63 exons. Gene Ontology annotation, molecular function: protein binding. Gene Ontology annotation, cellular component: cytoplasm. The record is from RefSeq and is a predicted model, not a curated record. Lineage: Eukaryota; Metazoa; Mollusca; Bivalvia; Mytilida; Mytilidae.